Messenger RNA from Penaeus indicus, 291 nucleotides. RefSeq lists its product as uncharacterized. The record is from RefSeq and is a predicted model, not a curated record. NCBI's taxonomy places the organism in Eukaryota, Metazoa, Arthropoda, Malacostraca, Decapoda, Penaeidae. The transcript has a single exon. The annotation marks the transcript as partial.
UUUCAGGGCAAACAUCCUCUCCUGCCCCUGACACUAGCUCUCCUAGCUCUCCUGCCCCUGGUACGUCCACUAUCGCCGCUGGCACAUCCACUCCUGCUCUUGGUACAUCCAUUUCUGCUCCUGAUACUACCACUUCUGCCCCUGAUACUACCACUUCUGCCCCUGAUACUACCACUUCUGCCCUUGAUACUACCACUUCUGCCCCUGAUACUACCACUUCUGCCCCUGAUACAUCCACUCUUACCACUGAUACAUCGUCUCUUGCCCCUGACACAGUUACUACUCCCCUAG